Molecule: messenger RNA, 1997 nt
Organism: Medioppia subpectinata
Lineage: Eukaryota; Metazoa; Arthropoda; Arachnida; Sarcoptiformes; Oppiidae
Source: the annotation of a GenBank genome assembly
GGUAUGCAUAAAGUGCUCAUUCAUUGCAUUGAAUCAGCGAUUUGUUUGAAUCGGCGAAGAGUUGGCCACACAUUAGGUGUCUAACCAACGGAUCCCAAGAGAUGACAGAAGCGUACGUUUUGCGAGCUGUGAUGCAGUGUCACGACGCGGACAUCCGGUGUGUCUGCGCCCUUCCGGGCGGUGGCUUUGUCACCGGUUCCCGCGACAAGACCUGCAAAGCCUAUCAGACCAAUGGCAAAAGCAAUGACUUUACAGAAGUGCAGAACCUGUUGGGCGCCCAGAACUACAUCUCAAGCGUUUGUUGUCUCCAUUCGGCCACAGAAACACUCAUUUAUGUCGGAAGUAAUGACUCAAACAUCUAUUGCUAUUCUCUGGAACACUCGGAACCGCUCCAUAGGCUUAUGGAUCACUCGGGAACUGUUUGCGCUUUGACUGCGAGUAAUGACAAAUCUCUUAUAGCGAGCGGUUCUUGGGAUCUGUCGUGUCGUGUAUGGAGUGAUAACAAGUGUAAAGCGGUUCUCGUUGGACACGAGGGGUCCGUUUGGGCGACCGGUUUUAUAGGCGAGUAUGUGAUCACCGGUUCGGCCGAUAAGACACUUAAACUAUGGAAGUUUGAGACGAAGAUUGAAUGCGUGGAAACAAUGAGAGGACACAAUGACUGCAUUCGAGGAAUUGCUGUCAUAUCGGACACGAAUUUCCUCUCGUGUUCUAACGACGCCUCCAUUCGGGAGUGGAAUCUAAAGGGAGAGACAAUCAGAGAGUUUGUCGGACACGAGAACUAUAUCUAUUCGGUUGCGAACAUAAUCUCUGGCCACGAGUUUGCGACCUGUGGUGAAGACCGAACGGUCAGGAUUUGGAAUAAUACGGAAUCCAUUUAUUCAGUUCAGACCAUUCGACUCCCGGAGACCACUCUUUGGUCACUCACCAGACUUUCAAACAGUGAUUUAGUGAUCGGCUCCUCAACAGGAAAGCUAUACAUCUAUACGCGCGACGAGUCUUUGGCGGCAAAGCCUGAAAAAUUGAAAGAAUUAGAGGAAGAGUUGGCUAAAGCGACGGUUCCUUUGGCCGAAAUCGGAGACAUGAAAGUGAAUGAUUUGCCCACUCCUGAGGCACUGCUGGCGCCGGGAAAGAGAGACGGACAGACGAAGAUGGUUAAGGACGGCAACAAAGUGACAGUUCAUAACUGGGACGCCAAGAAGUUUGAAUGGGUUAAGAUCGGCGAAGUGGUGGGCACUCCCGGCCCCGCCAACGAUGCAUCCAAACGGCAACUUCAUGACGGAGUGGAAUACGAUUACGUCUUCUCCAUAGAUGUAGAGGAAGGGAAGCCUCAGCUCAAACUGCCCUAUAAUCUAACACAAGAUCCGUGGACUGUAGCGCAGGAUUUCAUUCAUAAACACAAUUUGAGUCAAACAUAUUUGGAUGAAAUCGUGAAUUUCAUUACGAAAAAUUCGGAUCGGAAUUCGGGCCAAUUCUCUGGCGGACAAAAUUUGGAUCCUUUUACCGGUGGUUCCAGUUAUUCGACUCAACCGAACGGAUUGUCUCAACCGAUGGACACAUCCGAACCGACUGUUGUGGCGAAUGCUUAUUAUCCACAAAAGACUCAUCUGUUGUUUGAGUCGCAUAGCAUUGAAGGCAUCGCCAAGAAGUUGAAGGAAUUCAGUCAAGACUUACCACCGGAACUGAAACUCGAGAACAAAGAUAUUGAAUUGCUAUUAAAACUGUCAGAUUUUACACUUGAAGUACAGCCGCAACAGUUGAGACUCAUUCGGAUAAUGCUUGCGUGGCCUAAGAAUAAAAUAUUUCCGGCACUGGAUUUGAUUCGUUUAAGUCUAUUAUUGCCACAAAUAAACGAAGAUUUGUGCGCCUCUAAAGACUCGUUGCGAUUGAUUGACACUUUGCUUGUGUGCGGAACUGAUGCCAACUCGACUCCUAACCAAUUGGUUGCGUACAGAGCGUUGGCCAAUAUGUUUGCGCACACAGUCGGAGAGCAUUUGGCA